This is a messenger RNA of Mus pahari (shrew mouse), 3854 nucleotides long. It is a transcript of the gene Nvl, whose product is annotated as nuclear VCP like. Gene Ontology annotation, molecular function: ATP binding; RNA binding; ATP hydrolysis activity. The coding region runs from base 66 to 2561 and encodes 831 amino acids. The transcript has 23 exons. Gene Ontology annotation, biological process: ribosome biogenesis. The record is from RefSeq and is a predicted model, not a curated record. Gene Ontology annotation, cellular component: nucleus. NCBI's taxonomy places the organism in Eukaryota, Metazoa, Chordata, Mammalia, Rodentia, Muridae.
GGGGAGAGCGCGGCUGUGGCUGUCUUCCCCGGUGACGAGAAGCGCCCGUGUCGGGCAGCGGCAUCAUGAAGCCCAGACCCGCGGUUUUCGUAGACAGGAAACUGAAGCAGCGGGUCAUUCAGUACCUCACUAGUAAUAGAUGUGGCAAAUAUGUGGACACUGGAAUCUUAGCAUCCGACUUGCAAAGAAUGUACAGUGUAGAUUAUGGUCGAAGAAAAAGAAAUGCUUUCAGGAUUCAGGUAGAGAAAGUAUUUAGCAUAAUUAGUAGUGAGAAAGAACUUAAGAAUCUUAAAGAACUAGAAGAUGGACAUCUGGCAAAAAGAGCAAGACUAGAUGAAGAGGAUGAGUACACUGAAAGCUAUUCUGAUAAUGAUUCGAACAUGGAAGAUUACCCAGAUCCACAGUCAGCAAAUCACAUGAACAGUUCCCUGCUCUCUUUGUAUCGGAAAGGAAACUCUGAUUCUGUUUCAACCACGCCAAAGUUGGAACAGAGAGAAGCCACCACUUCAACACCAUUGCUGACAUCUAAAACGGACUCCAUGCCAUUGAAGACCCCUGCCCGAGAAUCUGAGGGAGGAUGGUUUAUUGACAAAAUUCCAAGUGGAAAGAAAGAAAGUCUUCCCUUGGACCUAUCAGAUGACCAAAGCAGCUAUAAAAAGCAGGAUUCUGAGAUUCAGAAUUUAAAAGACUCUUCUCUUUUGGAAAGUGAUAAGAAAAGGAAAGGUAGGGCAAAGGGCAAAGGAAACAAAAGAAAAACAGAGGAUCUUCAAGAAGUAGAUGGAGAAAUAGAAGCUAUUCUGCAAAAGAAAGCUAAAGCAAGGAGUACAGAGUUGCAGAUUUCCAAUGUGAAGUUUGAAGAUGUGGGAGGCAAUGAUGCAACAUUAAAAGAAGUCUGCAAAAUGCUCAUACACAUGCGUCAUCCAGAGGUAUACCAGCACCUUGGUGUCGUGCCCCCUCGUGGAGUUCUCCUGCAUGGACCACCAGGCUGUGGGAAGACAUUACUUGCACAUGCAAUAGCAGGGGAACUUGACUUGCCGAUUCUGAAAGUGGCUGCUCCAGAGAUUGUGUCAGGAGUUUCUGGAGAGUCUGAGCAAAAGCUCAGAGAGUUAUUUGACCAGGCUGUGUCAAAUGCACCAUGUAUUGUUUUCAUUGAUGAAAUUGAUGCAAUUACCCCCAAAAGAGAAGUUGCUUCAAAAGAUAUGGAACGAAGAAUUGUAGCCCAGCUUCUAACCUGCAUGGAUGAUCUGAAUAAUGUGGCAGCUACAGCCCGGGUCCUAGUUGUUGGAGCUACUAACCGGCCAGACUCAUUGGAUCCUGCUUUGAGACGUGCAGGAAGGUUUGACCGGGAAGUCUGCUUGGGUAUCCCAGAUGAGGCAGCCAGAGAAAGAAUUCUCCAAACGUUAUGCCGAAAACUGAGGCUUCCGGAAACUUUUAAUUUUUGUCACUUAGCACACCUAACACCAGGCUUUGUUGGCGCUGAUCUGAUGGCUCUUUGCCGAGAGGCGGCCAUGUGUGCGGUCAAUAGGGUCUUGAUGAAACAGCAGGUGCAGCAGAAGAAAAAGCUAGAGACUGAAGGCUUGCCCUCUGAAGGAGACCAGGAGGAAAGGCUGGGAGCUGAACCCACUUCUGGAACACAGGAUGAAUUGCAAAGGCUGUUGGGGUUGCUAAGAGACCAAGAUCCCCUCUCAGAGGAACAGAUGCAAGGACUGUGCAUUGAAUUGAAUGAUUUCAUUGUUGCUCUAGCAGAAGUCCAGCCUUCUGCCAAAAGGGAAGGCUUUGUAACUGUCCCUAAUGUGACAUGGGCUGAUAUUGGUGCCCUGGAAGAUAUUAGAGACGAGCUUAUAAUGGCAAUAUUGGCACCUGUUCGCAACCCAGACCAGUUCAGAACUCUUGGUUUGGGCACUCCAGCUGGCAUCCUCCUAGCUGGUCCUCCUGGGUGUGGAAAAACCCUGCUAGCAAAGGCUGUGGCAAAUGAGUCUGGACUAAAUUUUAUAUCUGUCAAAGGCCCUGAAUUACUGAAUAUGUAUGUUGGUGAGAGUGAACGUGCUGUUCGACAAGUUUUUCAGCGAGCCAAGAACUCAGCACCCUGCGUGAUAUUUUUUGAUGAAGUGGAUGCUUUAUGUCCACGGAGAUCAGACCGAGAAACAGGUGCUAGUGUUCGUGUGGUGAAUCAGCUGCUUACAGAGAUGGAUGGCUUAGAAACACGCCAGCAAGUUUUUAUUUUAGCUGCCACUAAUAGACCAGAUAUCAUUGACCCUGCCAUUCUGCGCCCAGGCCGGCUGGACAAAACGCUCUUCGUUGGUUUGCCUCCCCCAGCAGACCGCUUUGCCAUAUUAAAGACUAUUACAAAACAUCUGGGUGCAGACCUCACUGCUCUGGUACGGGAAGCUUCUCUCUGUGCCCUGAGACAGGAAAUAACAGGACAGAAGAAUGGAAUUGGAGCAGGUGAGCUUAAGGUCAGUCAUAAGCACUUUGAAGAAGCUUUCAGGAAAGUAAAACCGUCCAUAUCAACAAAGGAUCAAAUGAUGUAUGAAGCUCUGCAGAGGUCCCUCAGUCAGUGAUGUUUGCACUACCUGGCAUGGAGGAGAUGUCUAGUACGUGGAACUCACCACGAAUCACAUUCGCUCUUUCAACUUGACACAGAUGAUCUUUUUUUUUUUAUCAGAACCAGUUAUCUAUUUUUUGGAAAGUAAGUUGGCUGUGUUAGCAAAACCACAUCUGCCAGUGUGGGCUGACAAACCAUGUGCUAGGCCCCAAGAAAGUCACCCUGAACCACUGUCCUGACCCUGCUGGCUGACAGGCAAGGGAUAGCCACCCAAGCCCAGUAAGAGUACAAAAAGUAGCAAAAUUGCAUUCACCACUCUCUCCCAGGCUUUGAAAGGUAGCAGGCUAGGCUAUAAAAGUCUAGAAGCACUGCAUAGGAAGUGUUAAGCCUACAGCAAAACAACUUGUAAAAACUCAAUAAAUUAUAUAUUGAUAGAUAAACUUAUAGCAGAUAUCUAUUAACAUCUGAACCUUCUUGUAAGACCAGUCCCUCCCUGGGCACAGGCUCCUGCCUGGAAUACAUAGCAAUUAAAAUAAUCUGUAUGAAAAAUACCAGUUCACCUUGAAAUUUUUAAACAUCUCCUAAAGAAAGCUUCUAUAUAAAUCUAAUCUCCCACAAAAGAGGGCCAAAGGCAACAGGAAACGCUACCUGGAGCCAGCUCUGACUAGGAAAGCUAGCUGCUCAUGCGCCAAGGGGCUACGUCCAGCCUGGUGGAGGCCAGACAUACGGUCUCAGCAACUCCCUAAGUCCAGCAUGAACCUCUUCCGCUGUUAUUAAGUUACAACUUAAAAUGUCUGCAGUACCCUGGGACUAAAUGCUGUUACCCUGGGGUCAGGGACUGGAGCUCUGGGGGUUGAUAAAUAUAGCUUUACAAAUGUACAGGUCCACUACAAACAAAACUGCCAUGCCAGAAAAGCCCCUUGCUUCUCAGCCUUCUCUUGCCAGUUUAUUAGUAAGCCCCAUGGAGUAUCUUGCUCCCUUGGGCCUCAGCUUUGCCUUUUUUCAUAUGGAUGUGUGUGUGUGUGUGUGUGUGUGUGUGUGUGUGUGUGUGUGUUUUGUACAACAUCUAUUUAUAUAAAUAUACAUUUCCUCUGGAAUACACCUUUCUGAUAGACACUAUACACCCCCCUUCAGGUACCUGUACUUUCUCUCUGAGGGGCAGGGUGGGAAGCAGGCAGCCUGAAGAUGUCGAGCUAUGACACUCCCAGAUAUAAGGUGUCCUGUAGGAGAGAGGCUUGCCACACAGAGCAGAGCCUCCCUGCAGGCUCAGCUUGGAGCACCAAAAAGGCCAAGGCCCACUCCCCACAGC